UCGAAAGCAACAAACCAACUCCUUCUUUUUCUUCUUCUUCUUCUUCUUCUGUCUUCUCUCUCAAUCUCUCUGGACGUCUGACCAUGGCGACUCUGACUUGCUCGGCCUCCGCUCUCAGUCCACUACUCGGUGGCGCCCCCAACGCAACCGCCGCCGCUGAUUACAUUUGCAGCCAGUUUGCCGCUGUCUCGACUAGUUUCACAGACACCGCUCGGGCCGUCGACAACACUUACCUCCUCUUCUCGUCCUACCUCGUCUUCGCUAUGCAACUAGGCUUUGCCAUGCUCUGUGCCGGCUCCGUUCGCGCCAAGAACACCAUGAACAUAAUGCUCACUAACGUCCUCGACGCUGCAGCCGGAGGUCUGUUUUAUUACCUCUUCGGGUUUGCCUUCGCCUUCGGCACCCCUUCGAACGGCUUCAUCGGCCGCCACUUCUUUGGUAUGAACGCGUUCCCAUCGCCGUCGUUCGACUACAGCAACUUCUUGUAUCAGUGGACUUUCGCCAUCGCCGCUGCUGGGAUCACCAGUGGGUCGAUAGCGGAGCGAACCCAAUUCGUCGCUUACCUUAUUUACUCGUCCUUCUUGACGGGUUUUGUCUACCCGAUUGUCUCUCACUGGUUCUGGUCCCCCGACGGAUGGGCCAGUGCCUUCAGGACUGAUAACGAUUUGCUGUUCGGUUCCGGGGUCAUCGAUUUCGCUGGAUCGGGCGUCGUUCACUUGGUGGGAGGUAUUGCUGGACUGUGGGGUGCCCUCAUCGAGGGUCCUAGAAUUGGACGGUUCGAUCACGCCGGUCGAUCUGUGGCUUUGCGUGGGCACAGCGCGUCGUUGGUCGUGCUGGGUACCUUCCUGCUGUGGUUCGGUUGGUAUGGAUUUAAUCCAGGUUCCUUCGGGAUCAUAUUAAAGCCCUAUACGACGGGAAAUUACUAUGGACAGUGGAGCGCCAUUGGCCGGACGGCAAUAACUACGACCUUGGCUGGUUGCACAGCUGCUCUGACCACUUUGUUCGGGAAGAGGUUGCUUGCGGGACACUGGAACGUUACCGACGUCUGCAACGGGUUGCUUGGUGGGUUCGCGGCCAUAACCGCCGGCUGCUCAGUGGUGGAGCCGUGGGCUGCUAUCAUUUGCGGGUUCGUCGCCGCUUGGGUCUUGAUUGGAUGCAACAGGCUCGCCGACAAGUACAAAUACGACGACCCACUUGAGGCGGCACAGUUGCACGGUGGCUGUGGAGCUUGGGGGAUCAUAUUCACGGCCUUGUUUGCAAGGAAGGCAUACGUCGAGGAGGUCUACGCAGCGGGGAGGCCAUAUGGGUUGUUCAUGGGCGGAGGUGGAACGCUCCUGGCAGCUCACAUUAUUCAGAUUUUGGUGAUCAUUGGGUGGGUCAGUGCCACCAUGGGUCCUCUGUUCUAUGCGCUACAUAGAUUGAAUUUACUGAGGAUAUCUGGUGAGGAUGAAAUGGCCGGAAUGGAUAUGACCCGGCACGGCGGCUUCGCAUACGUCUACCACGACGAUGAUUCGUCGCAGAAGCCGGCAGGGUUCAUGCUGAGAAGAAUAGAGCCCGCUAGCACUCCCAGCACCACUCAGAGUGCAUCACCAAUUGUGUGAUCACACUGAUGCCAGUCUGAACUCCUAUUACCAAUCGAACUGAAUCACAAACUCUGUGAUCUCACUGCUGGUAGUAGCUUCUAUUCUCUUUCUCUGUCUCUUUUUUUUUUUUUUUCUUUUCUGGGGAUUGGGGGUGUUAAAAUUCUAAGAUAUUGUAAAAUAUCAGCGUGAUUGGGGUGGGAAUUGGAGGAUUGGAUAAGGAAGAACAGUAUUUUGUUCUCUGUAAUUUCCUUUUUUUUUCUUAAAAAAAUGAUUGUGGUGAAAAAGUUGACUGUGAUACAUGUUUUGGAAUUUUGGCUGGUUUUUAAAUUAA
Molecule: messenger RNA, 1914 nt
Organism: Nelumbo nucifera (sacred lotus)
Lineage: Eukaryota; Viridiplantae; Streptophyta; Magnoliopsida; Proteales; Nelumbonaceae
Product: ammonium transporter 1 member 1-like
Biological process (GO): ammonium transmembrane transport; ammonium homeostasis
Cellular component (GO): plasma membrane
Molecular function (GO): ammonium channel activity
Source: RefSeq, a predicted model, not a curated record